ACGCGGUGUCUCGAGCAUCAAUCGAUUUCCAACGGACUUCGAAGCUUCUCCUCUCUCGUCUUCUAACAGACCACACGGUUUACAACCAUGAAGUGCAUCGCGAUGGUCGUCUUGCUCGCCCUGGUCGGUGUAGCUCUGGCGAAGCCUCUGGAAACAGAGUCGAUCGAGCCGGUUAAUAGCGAGCCAGUGGCAGCGGAAGCGGAGAACUCGCCGGCUCGGGACAAGCGGGGGUUGUUGUUGGGUGCGGCAUACACCGCGCCUGUCGCGUACACCGCGGCGUACACCGCCCCCGUCGCGUACACAGCCGCCGCUGCCUACAGCUACCCUUACGCCGCGUACACCGGCUACCCCUAUUACGCGGCAGCUUACUCCGCGCCCUACUACGUUCUCUAAACCGCCGAACACCAACCAACUCACCCCGUCUGAUCUAACCUUGACGUGUGCAUCGAAACCGACUCCAUCGAGAUGCACGAAUGAUCGAUUCCGGAUAAAGAAUUAACCAUAUCGAUUGACGAAACUGUUUAUACAAUUUUAAAAAUGUUAACUGAUUCUCUUUUAAAUUGAUUUAUAAUUCGUAUAUAUGUAUAUAGCUUAAU
Ceratina calcarata is the source of this 596-nucleotide messenger RNA. RefSeq lists its product as uncharacterized. The record is from RefSeq and is a predicted model, not a curated record. The transcript is spliced from 2 exons. Bases 88 to 393 code for a protein of 101 amino acids. Lineage: Eukaryota; Metazoa; Arthropoda; Insecta; Hymenoptera; Apidae.